AUGGAUUUCUCCAAGUUCUUUUCAGUUAUUUUAUUAGCUUGCUGUCUUUGUAUGACAUGCAACAACAAUGCCGUCGUCAAAGCCUCUCACAGGAUUUAUCCAGAGUUUCAGUCUUUCCAAGCUAAGAAGGUAAUGAAACUUCACAGAACAGGGUUUCAUUUUCAGCCUCCUAGGAACUGGAUUAACGAUCCAAAUGCACCCAUGUUCUUCAACGGAAUCUACCAUCUAUUCUACCAAUACAAUCCGAAAGGUGCAGUGUGGGGCAACAUUGUUUGGGCCCAUUCAGUAUCAACGGACAUGAUCAACUGGGAAGCACUAGAUCCUGCCAUAUACCCGACCAAACCGUUUGAUAUAAACGGGUGCUGGUCCGGAUCUGCCACAAUCCUCCCGGGAAACAAGCCCGUCAUUCUCUACACCGGAGUCGACACCCAAAACCGUCAAGUCCAAAACUACGCCAUCCCAGCAAACUACUCCGACCCAUAUCUCCGCGAAUGGGUAAAGCCCGACAACAACCCCUUGGUGGUUCCCGGUGUGGGGAUGAACGCGACUGCCUUCCGUGACCCGACAACUGCUUGGCAGGGCAAAGAUGGGCAAUGGAGGAUUUUAGUGGGUAGCAAAGGGAUGCAUGUGGGUAGCAAAGGGAAGCAUGCAGGCAUAGCAUUCUUGUACAGGAGUAAGGACUUUGUGAAUUGGGUUCAGGCUCGUUACCCUCUACAUUCAUCAGCUCAUACGGGUAUGUGGGAAUGCCCAGAUUUUUUCCCGGUUUCGUUGAAUGGGAAAGCUGGGUUGGACACUUCACUGGUUGGGAAAAAUAUGAAGCACGUGAUGAAGGUAAGUCUUGAUCUUACUAGGUACGACUACUAUACUGUUGGAACAUAUUUUCCCCGAAAAGACAGGUAUGUUCCUGAUAAUACAUCGGAUGAUGGUUGGAAUGGACUGAGAUAUGACUAUGGAAACUAUUAUGCCUCCAAGUCAUUCUUCGAUGCUGGGAAGGAUCGAAGGAUUUUGUGGGGUUGGGCAAAUGAGUCUGAUACAGCUCAAAAUGAUAACGAUAAAGGAUGGGCUGGAAUUCUGACUAUUCCGAGGAUGGUGUGGCUUGACAGUAAUAGGAAACAGUUGGUGCAAUGGCCUAUUAAGGAAUUAGAAACUCUUAGAGGGAAGAAAGUUCAGAUAAGCAAUCAACAAGUCAGAAAGGGAGAACAUAUUGAAGUCAAAGGAAUAACUGCUGCCCAGGCCGAUGUUGAAGUUACAUUCUUGUUGCCGAGCUUGGACAACGCCGAGAAAUUUGAUCCUAGUUGGGUAAAUGCACAAGAUCUCUGUGGCCUAAAGGGUUCAAAAGUUGAAGGUGGGGUUGGGCCUUUUGGGCUGUUGACACUGUCUUCAAAACAUCUAGAGGAAUAUACUCCUGUCUUCUUUAGAGUUUUCAAAGCUCCAAAUAAGCAUGUAGUUCUCAUGUGCUCUGAUGCAAGAAGUUCCUCUUUGAGGAAGAGUGGACUAUAUAAACCAUCUUUUGCAGGCUUUGUAGACGUAGAUUUAGCAGAUGGGAAGCUUUCUCUUAGGAGUUUGAUUGAUCAUUCUGUUGUGGGAAGUUUUGGAGCUGGAGGAAAAACAUGCAUCACAUCCAGGGUUUAUCCUAAACUAGCAGUCUUCAAUAAUGCUCACUUGUACGCAUUCAACAACGGGACAGGGACUGUUACCAUAGAGAGUCUCAAUGCAUGGAGCAUGAAAAAUGCACAACUGUAAUGAGGGAGAGAAGAACAAGUAUAAGCUUAUGGAAUAAUAAAUAAUCAUUAUGAUGUGAUCAUAUUAUUUAGUAUUUGUGUCCAAU
Molecule: messenger RNA, 1828 nt
Organism: Alnus glutinosa
Lineage: Eukaryota; Viridiplantae; Streptophyta; Magnoliopsida; Fagales; Betulaceae
Product: beta-fructofuranosidase, insoluble isoenzyme 1-like
Exons: 7
Coding region: 1-1743 (580 amino acids)
Biological process (GO): carbohydrate metabolic process
Molecular function (GO): hydrolase activity, hydrolyzing O-glycosyl compounds
Source: RefSeq, a predicted model, not a curated record